Morus notabilis is the source of this 1628-nucleotide messenger RNA. Its product is annotated as probable 1-acyl-sn-glycerol-3-phosphate acyltransferase 5. The transcript is spliced from 4 exons. Gene Ontology annotation, molecular function: acyltransferase activity. Lineage: Eukaryota; Viridiplantae; Streptophyta; Magnoliopsida; Rosales; Moraceae. Gene Ontology annotation, cellular component: endomembrane system. The coding region runs from base 386 to 1519 and encodes 377 amino acids. The record is from RefSeq and is a predicted model, not a curated record.
GUCCUGAGUCCUGAGUACAGAGUUGAGACGAAUUUUCCGCCAUUGUUUCUUCGUAUGCCCCAAACACACUGAAGGUUAUACGUAACAUUGUCCUGACUCUGGCUUCUAUAAGGACUUCUUAACAUGAAUUUCAUGUUAUGAUGCAGUUGCAAAUCUCGUCAUCAUUUUUUUUUUUCCUGAUUCUAUCUUGUAGUUUCAUUAUUGCUGCUAGAUCUUGUAGGAGUAACUUCUCUCGCUGUGCUUCUAUCAGCUUGUUUAUCGAACUUUCUCUCUUCAAAAGUCAUAACUAGUGAGUAUUUGAAUUUUGGACUUGGGCCUGAUCAUCCCCCCGUGUGUCUUCGCUAUCUUUAACACGCAGUUGUGGGUAGUUGAGCUUUUAGUUGAUAUGGAAGUUCAGAGGGCUACAAAUGGUGGAAAGAAUUGUUCUACGAUGACUCCACUUAGAAUGGUUAGGGGUCUCUUGUGUCUACUUGUGCUUCUUUUGACCGCCUUCAUGAUGUUAGUGUAUUUUGGCUUUGUGAGUGCUGUAAUAAUUCGGUUUCUCAGCAUAUAUUACAGCAGAAAAGUGACAUCGUUCUUCUUUGGUACUUGGUUAGCUUUGUGGCCUUUCCUUUUUGAAAAGAUAAACAUGACCAAAGUCAUUUUUUCAGGAGAAACACUUCCUCCUAGGGAACGCGUUUUGAUUAUUGCAAACCAUAGAACUGAAGUUGAUUGGAUGUACUUGUGGGACCUAGCAUUGCGGAAGGGAAGAAUCGGUUAUAUAAAGUAUGUCCUUAAGAGCAGUUUGAUGAAACUACCUUUAUUUGGUUGGUCAUUCCAGAUAUUGGAGUUCAUCCCCGUGGCGAGAAAGUGGGAAGUUGAUGAAUCUAUUAUGCGCCAGAUGCUUUCAACGUUUAAGGAUCCCCGAGAUCCCCUCUGGCUUGCUCUUUUCCCAGAAGGCACAGACUACACUGAGCAGAAGUGCAUCCGCAGCCAGAAAUAUGCUGCAGAAAAUGGCCUUCCUAUCCUAAAUCAUGUCCUACUUCCAAAAACAAAGGGCUUUUUCGCCUGUUUGGAAUGUUUGAGAGGAUCUCUUGAUGCAGUUUAUGAUGUCACUAUUGCUUACAAGCAUUGCUGCCCAACUUUCAUGGAUAAUGUUCUUGGGGUGGCUCCGUCUGAAGUUCACAUCCAUGUUCAACGCAUAACCGUUGACAGUAUACCGACCUCUGAAGAAGAGGUCAAUACGUGGUUAAUCAAUAGAUUCCAUCUCAAAGACCAGAUGCUCUCCGAUUUUCAUUCUCGGUGCCAUUUCCCCGACCAAGGAACGGAAAAAGAACUCUCUACCACAAAGUGCCUUGUUAAUUUUGGGGCAGUAAUUCUCCUGACGGGUAUAUUUACUUACUGCACUUUUUUCUCCUCAAUCUGGUUUAAAAUCUUUAUGUGUUUGGUCUGUGUAUAUUUCACAUAUGCUACCUAUUUCAACAUAAGACCAUUGCCCGUUGACCUUGUAAAAGCUUUGUCUAAAAGCAAAUCAUCCUAGGUCCCUUGUAUCUGUAUUUCCAAUGUGGUUCUGAAGUCCAUAACAGCCAAAAAUUUUGCUUCACACGUGAUGAAUUAUCAAUGGCACGGUUAACUGUUUAACUUUGCUA